AUGUCAACGUCAAUGUCGCUACUGUCUGCCGGGACUGAUGAUUUACGUCGGCCUCUUUCUACCCAGGAGUCUGGGGAGAUCAGCUGGGACCCCUCCCGCUAUCAUCGCUCAACACGGAGGAUGGUCUAUGACUUUCUACACCCAGGUGAAGAAGAGCUUCUUAGAUUUUACUCUCUUCGUUUCUGCCGAUUGGCCGAUGCUCACUUGUGGCUGCUGCCAGUGCUGAUCGGUGUGAAUUUGCUGCAGGUCUUGAUCUUGCUAAUGGUCCUCCAUUGGAAUCUGGAUUAUGACUUCUGGGAAUUGAGGAUCUUGGUCUUGGUUCUCACUGCAACACUUUUCACCGCGGAAGUCUUGCUGCGAGUCUGGGCAUGUGUUGAGGAGCAUCCUGCCCUAGCGCUGCAGCCAAAUCUGAGCCGUAUACGCUUUUCCCUCAUGCCAUUGAACAGCCUGGAUGUGGCAACCAGUGGUCUUCUCUGGGUCUUCGCCUUGAUGGUCACCCAGCGCCACGAGGUGAACCACAUGGAAGUGUUCUUCAGGUUGGGCUUGCUCAUCUCCAUGGCCAGCGGUGGUGCGAUGCGCUCGCGCUCCCGUAGCUGGAGGUCUAAGAGCAGCGCUGCUUCUUUGCACCCCGAGAAGAUCGUGGAGUACGACUUCCAAGCCGAUCGGUGGAAGACCAGUGUGUCCUUCCGCCCGGGAGGCAUGAAGCGAAGAGGGAGCAUCUUCGAGAAUUUGCCACAGGAAGAUGCUUUUGGAUUUGAUCCCGAAUCAGGCCGCAAGUUCAGGUUGUUGCUGAUCAUUAGUGCUGCACUAAGCAGCAUCACCUCCUUCGCUGUAGAUCGGGGCGCUGGUGUCUUACAGGGGAUGACAAAGGAGCUGCUGCUGGUGGUCGAAGACUUCAUGGGUUUCUCCUCGAAGAUCUUGCACUUCUGGGUCAUAUUUUUCUGCAACGGCGCCUUGCUCUGGAGCGCCUAUGCUUUGGUGCGCUUCAGCCCUGAGGCGGCUGGCUCAGGUCUCCCGGAGGUGAAAUGCAUCUUGAGUGGCAUCGAGCUUUCCAACUUCCUCCAGCCACGGGUGUUGGCGGCCAAGUCCCUGGGUCUUACCCUGGUUCUUGGGGCAUCAAUGCCGGUGGGCAAGGAAGGGCCUUUCGUGCAUAUCGCAUCCUGUAUCAGUGCGAUUCUGCUGGAGUCGGAGCGGUGCUUUGCUAACGUGAGCUUGGACAGACAGGAGGUGCUGCUGGCUGCAGUGGCGGUUGGAGUGGGUGCCACCUUUUCCGCUCCUGUCGGAGGAGUCUUGUUCGCCUUGGAGCUGAUGAUGCCAAGACUGUAUGACACCUCCUCAUAUUCCGCGUGCUUCUUUGCUUCCACCUUUGGGACCUUUGUCUUCAUGUGCUUGAACAUGCUCUUCUCUGGAAGUGGUCAGCUGAAGCCUCUCUUCAAUUCAGACAUUACAGCUGAGCAGGGGCCCACUUUAGAGGCUGAGAUCCUUUUCAUCAUCCUUUGCUUGAUCACUGGUGCGCUCAGUGGAGCUUUGGCAAGUGCCUUCGUGCUGUGCCACAGGCGCGCGGUUGGGGCCAUGAACGCUCUUCGAGGUUUAGCGCCGCUCUUUGGGGAGACGAAAGCUGGCCAGUCGGUACCACGAGACCUAGUGAUCUUCCUUUGUGCCGGUGGCAUCGGAGCGAUGCUGCAAGCGGGCGCUGGCAGCAAGCUCCUGACUUUGGGCACUGGGCCGUUCCUCAGCUGCAUAUUUAGCACCCAAGCUCAUCUUACGAAUCCAGAGCUGGCUACGUUGGGUGGUCUAAUGAUCCUCUUCUUGACGAAGACUAGCUUCACGGUCAUGGCGCUUUCGAUGCCUGUGCCGGCAGGAGUGGUGGCCCCAUCAUUGAUGCUGGGAGGAAUCUUCGGUCGCUUGGUGGCUGCGAUGUUGCCUCAAAACUGUAUCGAAUAUUUGGCGCCGGAUGGGGACUUCGGACAGUACAUCGCAAGGCUGGCGAUUGUGGGUGCCACUUGCUUCUGCGGUGCUGUGUGCCGUGUGAACUCCGUGGUCGUCACUGUCUUCGAGCUCAUCGCUGUCCCGCGAUUGAUCCUGCCGUUGACGUUGGCCACGAUUGUGUCCAACUUCUGUGCGAACAGUGUUGGUCCCUCUAUCUUCGACUCCAUCCUCCUCAUGAAGAAGAUCCCAGCCAUGCCGACCUUGAGGGCUUCGGCGCGUGCCUUGCAAUCGGUCCGGAAGAUCCUGGAUCCAACGAUGAUGAGCCUCUGCCUGCCACGCCGUGCCCAACGUACCGACUUCACACGAUUGCAUUUCAUCAAGAAGAGCCGAGAGGAUGAGGGACGAAGCGUGCCUCGCAUGAUCCCCAUUGUGGACGAGGUGAAAACAGGUGGUGAACCUCGCCUGGUGCUGCUCGGUGCUGUGACCUGGGAGGACUUAGAUGCUCUACAGGUGGCUGGAGGCGAAGACAUGCUGGUCUCGGCCGCGAAGCUGGGCAAGAUCUUGCAGGAUCCUUUGCGCAUCAACCCUCACAUCUCCUUGAAAAAGGCCUACAUCGAAAGCCAAUCAGUUCCACGCAAGGGUCCUAUGAUGGUCGUCGAGGACGGCUUCCUCGUGGGCAUCUUGCCGCACGAUGAUUUGGUGCGUUCCGGAGCUGAAGCCGCCAAGUAUGCGCCAAGACUUCAGAUCGAAGAGGACUUGGAGAGACAUGAAGGCUGUGUGAACUGCUUGGCUUGGAGCCGUGAUGGAAGCCUUCUAGCUUCCGGCAGCGACGACACGUGCCUUUGCAUUUGGUCCUACAGUCUCAGGAUGCGGUUGAAGCUCUGCCUCAAAACAGGGCAUGCUGCAAAUAUUUUUGGUGUGGCCUUCUUGGCCAACGAGCCACUCGUGUCCACCUGCUCCGUCGAUGGCACCGUGCGCCUCAUGGACAUUGCUGCAGAGCGUUGCGCGUCCGUGUGGCGCGCGCACACCAGAGGGGCCAAUAAAGUCGUGACCACCUGUGAGGAGCCCAACCUGGUGACUUCUUGUGGAGGUUCCGACUGCGGGCACCUCUUUAUCUGGGAUGCCGCUUCGGCACAGCUGCUGCUGGUGCGCCGAGGCACGAAGUGCACGAAGUGCGCGACCGAAGUGUCGCAAAGCCAUGAAGGCUAUAGUCCAGAACAAGGUUCCUUCGAAGGCCGCCCCUGGGUGCCAGCCAGCCCUCACAACUGUUCCGAAAAUUAUCACUAUUGCCAGAUCUCUGCUCCGUUGCUGGAAGAACACGAGGAGCAGCAGUUGCCGGGAGCCAUGACGGACGAAUUCUUCAUGUACAAAUACAAGACGCUCGAGAUCCAUUGGUGCCCAAUUGGUGUGCAACAUGAAUGGCACAAUUGCGUUUAUGGUCACAACUAUCAAGAUGCUCGACGCCCACCCAGUAUCGGCUAUGGUGCCAGGCUUUGCCCCUACUGGUCCAAAAAGGACACAGGAGCUGAAUACUCACAGCGCUGCCCCCUGGGCCUGCGCUGCCCAUACUCUCAUGGUGCCAAGGAGCAGCUGUACCACCCUCACUACUUCAAGACAGUCAUUUGUCGUGAUGUACGCGGGAAGGUUUGUCCUCGGCAAAAGCUUUGUGCGUUUUACCAUCAUCGCAACGAGAAGCGUCCCACGCCGCAGGAUGAAGUGGAUUAUGCUUUGCCUUUGCCGACUGAGAAUUUACCAGACAAGUGGACAGCCGACUUCUUAUCUCCACCGUUCAUGCCAGAGACCACGAAGCAAAAAGAUGGAAAGCCUGAGCGCCAAAGUCCAGAGCAGCCAAUGCAAUCAACGCAGUCAAUGCAGCAACAAUGUGUCUAUUUUAUGCCUAUGGGAUCUACAGAGAGGUCUGAAGAAUUCAAUGCAUUCAACUUUCGUGACUCUGAGGCUUAG
Durusdinium trenchii is the source of this 3891-nucleotide messenger RNA. NCBI's taxonomy places the organism in Eukaryota, Dinophyceae, Suessiales, Symbiodiniaceae. The record is from the annotation of a GenBank genome assembly.